GUUUUCUGAAGCCCUGGGAACGUUAUUCACACUAGCUCUGUGUAUCAUUGCAGGAGAAUCUCUUAAUUUGAACCUGGGCCUAUAAAUUUAUGUCUUUUGGCUUUGAUGAAGAAUUUACCCUGAAUUGCAUGACUUGACUGUAUUUUCUAAUGCUGUCCCCUUUGUUUAGGUACCGAUGGAUGAACUACCGAUAUGUAUUGGCCUUUUACUUUGCCGUUGAGCAGAUCAAUAAAAGUCCCCAUUUGCUCCCCAACCUCUCCGUGGGUUAUGAUUUUAACAAUGCAUUUCCCAGUGAUAAAAGAACUUUAGAAAGUGCUCUAGUUUUGCUCACUGGAGGGAAUCAGUCCCUGCCAAACUACAACUGCCAGAUACAGAAACAACCUGUUGCUAUUAUUGCAGGAAACAUGCCAACAUUUUCAGCUCAAGUUGGAACCCUAUUGGAGCUUUACAAAAGUCCACAGGUGGAUCCCUUGGAAGCACUUCCAGUUACUCUCAGAAUGACAACUCUCCACCUCAGAGGUUCUUCCAGGGAAAUUAUCAUAUAAAAGUUUCA
Messenger RNA from Tupaia belangeri chinensis (Chinese tree shrew), 553 nucleotides. RefSeq names its product vomeronasal type-2 receptor 26-like. The record is from RefSeq and is a predicted model, not a curated record. The transcript has 2 exons. Bases 150 to 545 code for a protein of 131 amino acids. Gene Ontology annotation, biological process: G protein-coupled receptor signaling pathway. Gene Ontology annotation, molecular function: G protein-coupled receptor activity. Gene Ontology annotation, cellular component: plasma membrane. NCBI's taxonomy places the organism in Eukaryota, Metazoa, Chordata, Mammalia, Scandentia, Tupaiidae.